Molecule: messenger RNA, 237 nt
Organism: Echinostoma caproni
Lineage: Eukaryota; Metazoa; Platyhelminthes; Trematoda; Plagiorchiida; Echinostomatidae
Source: the annotation of a GenBank genome assembly
AUGGACUUAUUGAAAAAGCUCAGGGAUGCCCAGCGAACUAUAUGCGCUCUACAUGUGGGUCGAGUGGGUUUGAUGCCAUACAAGAAUGUCGUACGAACAGCGAACCGUGGGAGCCUAAAACACGCGCAGCGUUCCGGGACACCUGAAAUCGGCCAGCAUCCGAGCGCCCCAGAGCACGCUCGAUUGCAAGGAGAUGGUCGUAUGCCGAAGCAGCUGCUACUGCAACCAAGAAAGUAG